Messenger RNA from Mixia osmundae IAM 14324, 714 nucleotides. RefSeq lists its product as uncharacterized. Gene Ontology annotation, molecular function: protein-containing complex binding. The coding region runs from base 1 to 714 and encodes 237 amino acids. The record is from RefSeq and is a predicted model, not a curated record. Lineage: Eukaryota; Fungi; Basidiomycota; Mixiomycetes; Mixiales; Mixiaceae. The transcript has 8 exons. Gene Ontology annotation, biological process: protein transport to vacuole involved in ubiquitin-dependent protein catabolic process via the multivesicular body sorting pathway. Gene Ontology annotation, cellular component: ESCRT I complex.
AUGCUCAAUCUGGACGAGGAGGUGCGCCUCUUCACGACCAACGCCGACAGGGAGCGCUACGAGAACCUCGCGACUCUCUUUGGGCUGAUCACUUGUCUCGACUACUUGGAACGCGCCUACAUCAGGGACAGCGUACCGCCUGCACAAUACACGCCGGCUUGCACCCGACUGCUUGCGCAGUACAAGACUGUGCUCAAAGUCAUCGGUGAUGCGAUACAAUCUCUUGAUGCAUUCGUUGCAGAGUACAGGAUGGAUGUGACGGCUGCUGUCCACCGUCUGCGCGUUGGUGUACCUGCCACGGUCGAACACAGUGGCGAUGAAGGCGUUGAGACUGCCAAAUGGAUUGCAGAGACGACUCAGAAUUUCAUCACUUUCAUGGAUGCACUGAAGCUCAAGCUACGCGCAAAAGAUCAGCUUCAUCCCAUCAUGACCGAGCUCAUGAGCGGCUACACCAAGUUUCCGAAAAGCAACGAGUGGGAAGGCCGGCCCAAGAUCCUCCACUGGCUUAUCACUCUCAAUCAGAUGCGUGCCAGCGAGGAGAUCACAGAAGAGCAAAGUCGUCAAAUGCUCUUCGACAUCGAGCACGCCUACAAUGAAUUCUUCAGAUCGCUCUCAUCGCAAAAUGUCCAUCUCGUUGUGCCAAUACAUGCCAAGCAAUGUGUUUCUAGAUUGGAAAGGACGAAGGUGCGAAUGCGAGGCAGGUAUCAUACUUGA